CGACACAUCCGGAACGUGUAUGUACUAUUCUAUUUCCGGUAUCUGUGGUUUCUGGUGUUGCAGCGUUUGAUUGCUGAGAAAGAUGGCUCGAAAUGCAGAAAAGGCCAUGACGGCCUUGGCGAGAUUUCGGCAGGCUCAGCUGGAGGAAGGGAAAGUCAAGGAAAGAAGGCCAUUCCUUGCGUCAGAGUGCAGUGAGCUGCCUAAAGCUGAAAAAUGGAGAAGACAAAUUAUUGGUGAAAUUUCAAAGAAAGUCGCACAGAUCCAAAACGCUGGUCUUGGUGAAUUCAGAAUACGAGACUUAAAUGAUGAAAUCAACAAGCUAAUCAGAGAAAAGGGUCACUGGGAGGUCCGCAUCAAAGAACUGGGUGGCCCAGACUAUGGGCGUAUUGGACCCAAGAUGCUUGAUCAUGAAGGAAAGGAAGUGCCUGGGAAUCGGGGCUAUAAAUAUUUUGGUGCAGCUAAAGAUUUGCCUGGUGUCCGAGAGCUGUUUGAAAAAGAACCGGUUCCUCCUCCACGGAAAACACGCACUGAACUGAUGAAGAAUAUUGAUGCCGAAUAUUAUGGCUACAGGGAUGAGGAUGACGGUGUAUUGGUGCCUUUGGAACUGGAUGAAGAGAAAAAAGCUAUUGCCGCAGCUGUUCAAAAAUGGAAAAUGGAGAAAGAAGCCUACCUGGCAACAGGAGACAAGAAUGAGGACGACGAGGAAGUCAACAUCUAUGCAGUGACUGAUGAGACGGGUGAAGACAGUGACAAUGACAUGGAAGGAGAAGAGGGGCAGCAAUUUAUCGCUCAUGUACCAGUACCAUCCCAAAAAGAGAUAGAGGAAGCGCUUAUACGAAGGAAGAAGAUGGAGCUUUUGGAGAAGUACGCUAGCGAAGCAUUGAUGGCACAAAGUGAAGAUGCUAAAAGACUUUUAGGAAUAUGAUGUACCCAAUUCAAAACAAAAACAGACUUUGUAAAUUUCAUCAUACUUUGUUACUUUUGUACAGAAGAUAUUUCUGGA
Pelobates fuscus (common spadefoot toad) is the source of this 1003-nucleotide messenger RNA. RefSeq names its product ISY1 splicing factor homolog (gene ISY1). NCBI's taxonomy places the organism in Eukaryota, Metazoa, Chordata, Amphibia, Anura, Pelobatidae. The transcript has 11 exons. Gene Ontology annotation, biological process: mRNA 3'-splice site recognition; generation of catalytic spliceosome for second transesterification step. The coding region runs from base 83 to 925 and encodes 280 amino acids. Gene Ontology annotation, cellular component: Prp19 complex; post-spliceosomal complex; post-mRNA release spliceosomal complex. The record is from RefSeq and is a predicted model, not a curated record.